Messenger RNA from Adineta ricciae, 2019 nucleotides. NCBI's taxonomy places the organism in Eukaryota, Metazoa, Rotifera, Eurotatoria, Adinetida, Adinetidae. The record is from the annotation of a GenBank genome assembly.
AUGGGCAUCGGAUACGAAGUCGAUACAAAACUAGGAACAGAUCAGCAUGUUUUUAGUAUAUUGGGACCGCACUACGGCUCUUAUUACGGUGAUAUCGUUAUUACAUUCAAACAAGAGAUCAUGUUUCAUCCAGAUGCGAAUUUUUCCAUUCAAGCUGGAACAGGUUUCUAUAGUGAUAAAGCUUAUUUACAUCGUCCGUGGUGGAAAGAUCCGAAUGACGAAAAUCAACGUAUCAACUGUUUUCAUAGUGCUAAAUUACAUUGCUCUGUUCCACGCUAUGAAUCCGCAGCUGCCAUUGAACUCAUUGCUGUCACUAGUAAAUCGCAGAAAUCAAUGGAUACCAGCCUUGACACGAUUAUCCAACAAUGGACAGCUGUUGACUCACAUUUCGUUUUCGAAGGACAUCUACCUCAAUUGAUCCCUUUAGAUUACAUUGAUAAUGUUUAUAUGCCGAAAAAUUUGUUUCAAGCAUUAAGUGCUCCAGCUCAACAUUCUGCUCGAGCAGUGUUUAAAGAAGCAUUGAUUCUGACUGAUCACGUAAUCGAUCUUAAUUUGAUUCAGCCAGGUAAACCUGUUCCCUUAGAUUCGACUCGUAAACCUUAUCUAGCAUUUACACUUGAACAAAAUCUUGAGAAGAUCAAACAACGAAUGGCAGCACCACAGAUUUCUCGCGGGAUCGUCAUCACUGUUCCUGGAACGAAAUUUGACGAGCAAAUCGUUAUGCCAAUCACUGUAUCUCAAUCAUACAGAUUGUAUUGCCUCGAUAACACUCAAGCGCCCAACCAUCCGGAGUACACUUACGUGUAUUGGCAAGUCAUGAAUGGUGAUAUGAUGUUAACAUUAUCCAACGAAAUUAUCCAAUCGACUGACGAAGAUCAAAGCAAACUACGAUGUCUUCUUUGUUACAUUGCAGAAAAGCCAUCCCAAGCAAACGAAGACUAUCAUGAAGCUUAUUCGUAUUUGAAUGAUGAUCAUCCUGCUCGACAUUACAAUAAUAUUUACAAGGCACAAUUUAAAGCGAGAUCAAAUGUCUUCUAUCGUGGUUGUAAUACCGAUGAUUAUGUAACUUGUUGUUUAAAAAUUAUUUAUCAAACAAAUGAAGCCACCUUGUCGCAUGCUGGCCCAAAUGGCAUUUACAACUAUGAAAAGAUUCAUUACCGAUUCGAUAAAUCAACAUUGGACUUAUCUCGAUUAGAUUAUAUUCAUGUUAGUGCAGGUUCUCAAGAUGUUCCCAUACGUAAUUUAAUCAUUCGUCACGAACAAGUGCCUGAUUUGCAUCCAACGUUCGAUAAAGAUUUUACAAUUGAUACAUCUGACCUAUUAGACCAACGACGUGCAUCCUUUGAUUAUGCAGCGAAUGUUGGCUAUUCCGGUAGUGUGAAAAAGAAAGGGCCAAAGGAAUCUAGACUGAACAAGGUUAUAUCGCGCACACCUAUCACUACACAACAACCAAAAGUAGAGCCAACAAGUAUUUUUCAACGCAUAAAAACCGUACUAUGUUGUUCGUCAGCAAAUGUUAUUGUACCAGGACCGAAUCCACCACUUCCAGCAAGAACAACGGCUUCAUCAUCGGUAGCUCCUUCAAAACUACCGCCUUGUCGUGAUUCGAUCUAUUGUUUACUGUUGGAAGACAAAGAUCAUACUGUUAAAUAUUCUCAUCGAUGUCGUUUCAAUGAAUUAUGUCGAAAUAAAGAUAAAGAACCUCAUCUCACCCAUGAACCACAUCGAGUUCCACAAUGUUCAGACGAUAAAGACUGUUCCAAUCGAACGAAUCCUCUACAUCGUGCUCAAUUUCGACAUACAGGCUUACCCGACUUUCUUAUACCAUGCCGUAAUGAAGACAACUGCUACGGAAAAACUACCGAGCACCUCAUAAAGUACUUUCAUGGCGAAGAAAUUCCUCCAUUCAAAAAAAAUAAAGUAACAGGAGGACGUCAUUUAACUCCAUGCAGAUACGGAGCCAAAUGUCGAUUAACAGAAGAUCCUCAACAUACGGCUAAAUAUUCGCAUACGACUUGA